This is a messenger RNA of Akanthomyces muscarius, 1041 nucleotides long. RefSeq lists its product as uncharacterized. The coding region runs from base 1 to 1041 and encodes 346 amino acids. The transcript is spliced from 7 exons. Gene Ontology annotation, molecular function: hydrolase activity. The record is from RefSeq and is a predicted model, not a curated record. NCBI's taxonomy places the organism in Eukaryota, Fungi, Ascomycota, Sordariomycetes, Hypocreales, Cordycipitaceae.
AUGCUCGAGCGCCAUGUACUGGAAGAUGACCUGACGCGAAUAAGACAGCUCAGAAGGGUGAUAUUUGGUAUGGAAACUACCUUGGAUGACAAUGACGUGAAUUCCUUCCGUUCAGACAACCUGAAUAUCCACAGGAAUAAGAGAAGCGUCGACUAUGCGGGCGACGACGGCUUUGCAGCGCUGGACACGUUGCGAGCGUUCAAUUUGAAAAUUUCAUCAUCAAUUCCUCAGGGAACCUCUAGACCGAUAAGAAACACCCGAUUCAUAUCCGUCACCAUGUCUGCCAUGCCCGCCACUUCCGGCCACUCUGCAGCUUGCUGCAACCUGCCCCCCAUCGUGACCAAGGGUUAUCAGGCCAAGGGCAAAUACGAAGAAGUUGGUGGCUACAAGAGUUACGUUACUGGCCCCGCCGACGCCACCAAGGCCAUUGUCGUCAUCUACGACAUCUUCGGUUACUUUGAGCAGACUCUGCAGGGCGCCGACAUCCUUGCCCACAGCGGCGAACAAAAGUACAAGGUCUACAUUCCCGACUUUUUCAAGGGCGACCCUUGCCCCAUUGAAUGGUACCCUCCCGACAACGAGCAGAAGCAAAAGGACCUCGGCGCCUUUUUCGAAAAGAACCCCCCCACCAGCGCCUCGUCCGCUCUCCCUAGCUAUGUGCAGGCUGUCAAGACCCAGACUCCCUCUGUCAAGAGCGCUGGCGUCCUCGGUUACUGCUGGGGUGGCAAGGCCGUAGCUCUGGCCACCAAGGAGUCCUCCAACCCCUUUGCUGCUGCCGCCGCGGUGCACCCUGCCAUGGUCGAUGCCGCCGACGCUCCCGGCAUCAAGGUUCCCUUCAUCCUGCUCGCCUCGGGCGACGAGCCUGCCGAGGACGUCAAGAAGUUUGAGCAUGCGCUCACCGUCCCCAAGCACGUCGAGACCUUUGCCGACCAGAUCCACGGCUGGAUGGCUGCCCGCGCCAACCUGAGCGACGACCGCGUCAAGGCCGAGUAUGAGCGUGGCUACAAGACCCUGCUCACAUUCUUCGGCAAGCACCUGUAA